Molecule: messenger RNA, 2880 nt
Organism: Salvelinus sp. IW2-2015
Lineage: Eukaryota; Metazoa; Chordata; Actinopteri; Salmoniformes; Salmonidae
Product: RNA-binding protein 5
Biological process (GO): mRNA splicing, via spliceosome
Cellular component (GO): nucleus
Molecular function (GO): RNA binding
Source: RefSeq, a predicted model, not a curated record
UAAGCAUCUUGGGAAGGAGAAAGUGUUGACGAGUCAAACAACCAUUUUCCCCUUUGAAAUGUGCAAGUCCUUUAAUUGUUUUCAAACAUCUGUAUACUAUUUUAAAGCUUGUUUAAACUGGUUGAGUCGCACAGAGCGUAGUGGCAGAUACGGCGGCAACGAUCUGGGCCGGGGUGAGUCAGAGUGGCGUGAGAGGGGAGAGCAGGACAUGCGCCGAUGGGGCGAAGAGAGACACAGCGAACGCUACAAUGGAGGAGAACGCCGAGGGAGCAGAGGCAGUCCAGAGCAGAGAGACAGGAAGCGACGGAACAGUGAUAGAUCUGAAGACUGUUACCACUCUGAUGGAGACUACCCUGAGCAGGAAUACAGGGAGGAGCCAGGGGAAGAGAAGGAGAGUAAGACAAUCAUGCUCCGGGGCCUGUCUCUUCACAUUACAGAGGGAGACAUCCGAGCUGCCCUGGACCAGCUGGAGGGACCCCAGCCAAUAGAUGUCCGCCUGAUGAAAAAGAGGACAGGUAUAAGCCGAGGUUUCGUCUUCGUGGAGUUUUAUCACUUGCAAGAUGCUACCCGAUGGAUGGAGACCAAUCAGAAACUCCUGGUCAUCCAAGGCAAGAGUGUGGCCAUGCACUACAGCAUCCCGCGACACAAGUUUGAAGACUGGCUCUGCAACACUUGCGGCCUGUACAAUUUCCGGAGGAGGCUGAAGUGCUUCAGGUGUGGAGCAGCUAAAGCUGAGGGUGAGACCAACACCACUGGAGUCACAGAGACCCAGCAGAGUGGAGACUACUACGGCGACACAAUCAUCCUGAGGAARAUAGCCCCUUUGACCACGGUGGAGGCCAUCCUGACAGCCCUGGCCCCCUACGCCAACCUGUCACCCAGCAACAUCCGUCUCAUUAAGGACAAACAGACGGGACAGAACAGAGGCUUCACCUUUGUACAGCUCUCCUCCCCUCUGGAGGCAUCUCAGCUCCUAACCAUCCUGCAAGGACUACAGCCUCCUCUCAAGCUGGAUGGAAAGACCAUUGGUGUGGACUAUGCCAAGAGUGCCAGGAAGGAUCUCUUGCUCCCAGACGGUAACCGGAUCAGUGCCUUCUCUGUGGCCAGCACAGCCAUCGCUGCUGCCCAGUGGUCCUCCAGCCAGCCUCAGCAGUGUGCUGAAGGACAUCUGUCAGAGUACAGCUACCUAGAGGAGGGCUACGCUCCCUACACACAGGACUACCAAGCCUACUACCAGCAGGCAGCAGGAGACCCUUCCCAGGGGAACGGAAUACUGGGAGCGGCUCCAGGUGUCCCAGCAGCUACAGGAGUGGUGAUCUCACAGGGUGCACAGGUCUACCAAUCCAACCUCAUCAGUCACACUGCCGCACAAGCGUUGCAACUGGAAGCAAAACAGACCGGAAUUCACUCGGCAGCUGCGACCAUGACAGCGCCGGUUUCCACAGCCACAGCGACACUCUCUGGACUGGCCACUGACACAGCUGUACCUGAUACCUCUACCUACCAGUAUGACGAAUCCUCUGGCUUCUACUUCGACCCUCAAACCGGCCUCUACUACGACCCAAAUACCCACUACUACUACAACUCCCAGACGCAGCAGUACCUCUACUGGGACAGUGAGAAACAGACGUACGUCCCUGCCUCAGCCGCCGACCAAACUGAGCAGAGUGCGAAUGCAUCAGCAGCAGCUAGCAACGAGGCUAAGGAAUCAAAGGAGAGGAAACAAGAAAAGCCCAAGAGCAAGACUGCUCAGCAGAUCGCUAAGGACAUGGAGCGCUGGGCGAAGAGUCUGAACAAGCAGAAGGAGAACUUUAAGAGCAGCUUCCAGCCCGUCAGCCAGGAGGAGAGGAAAGAGGCCGCGGCUGCUGACGCAGGCUUCACACUCUUCGAGAAGAAGCAGGCUGGAAGCUUGGAAAUGCUGAUGUUAGAAGCAGUGCAGCGCCCUGAGGAGCAGGUCCCAACCAACUCAGCCAAGGUUGGCCUGGUGGCAGCCUACAGUGGAGACAGUGACCCAGAGGAAGGGGGUGCAGCAGAGCUGGAGCACGGUGGUGGUGAGCAGGACCAGCUGACAGACUGGAAGAAGAUGGCGUGCCUGCUGUGUAGGAGACAGUUCCCCAAUAAGGACGGCCUGGUGCGCCACCAACAGCUCUCAGACCUCCAUAAGCAAAACCUGGAGGUCCACCGCAGAUCUAAGCUGAGUGAGGCUGAGCUGGAGGAGCAGGAGAGGAGAGAGACCGAGAUGAAGUACAGGGACCGGGCUGCGGAGAGGAGAGAAAAAUACGGCAUCCCUGAACCCCCAGCACCCAAGAAGAAGAAAUUCACCGCACAGCCAGCACCAGUCAUUAACUAUGAACAACCCACCAAGGACGGUCUGAACAGUGACAACAUAGGGAACAAGAUGCUGCAGGCCAUGGGAUGGCAGGAGGGCAGAGGUCUGGGCCGUAACCAGCAGGGCAUCACUGCACCUAUUGAGGCUCAGCUGAGGGCAAAGGGAGCUGGUCUUGGAACCAAAGGCAGCAGCUACGGCCUGUCUGCCUCUGACACAUACAAAGACGCUGUGCGCAAAGCCAUGUUUGCCCGCUUCACUGAAAUGGAGUGAUUUGCCCAAUCCACCUGCCUCCUAAGAAUGGACACAUCCUUCUGGACCUGGGCCCAGAUUCACAAAACAUUUCUUAUGUAAAAACUUAAGAAGCUUCUUAAGAAAAUAAAAAAAGAUGUUCGUAAGUGCAAUUCGGUGUUUGUUGCUAAGCAACCGUUUUAACUAGCAAUGCCAAUCAUGUUACCGUAUUUCUUACUGAGAUUACUAUUCUAAAACAUGUUCUUGGGUUUAAAUAAUCAAUACUGAUACUUUCAGAUGAAGUUUGUGUGAAUUAAACAUGU